This is a messenger RNA of Saprolegnia parasitica CBS 223.65, 775 nucleotides long. RefSeq lists its product as hypothetical. The transcript is spliced from 3 exons. Bases 10 to 642 code for a protein of 210 amino acids. NCBI's taxonomy places the organism in Eukaryota, Oomycota, Saprolegniomycetes, Saprolegniales, Saprolegniaceae. The record is from RefSeq and is a predicted model, not a curated record. Gene Ontology annotation, biological process: protein folding.
UCUUUCCACAUGAAGCGGUCGGUGUGGAUCUCGAUUGCGCUGCUGCUGGUCGUACUGGCGUCGUCGCUCGUGUGGCCUGCGGCGGCAUGGCUCAACUCGAAAGACAUCGACUACGAGGCUGUCGAGAAGGCGUGGGAGACAGGCGACAUGGACGAAGAGCUCAAGCCCGAGGUCGAUUUGAUGCACAAGCGUCGGCAGGCCGAAGAACGGCAGAAGCGACCGAAUUUUGUCGGCGACGUCGGGAUUCCGCAGACGAUGCUCAUUCUCUUCAAGGACUCGGCGCUGCCCGACUUUGUGCGUUUGUAUCCUGAAAUUCCCGACCCGACGCACGCGAUUGCCGAAAUGUGGAAAUCGAUGCUCUUCAACGGCGGCAUUGAAGCCGAGUUUUUCGAACUCAACGAAACACCGGACAAGCUCCUCGUGAAGGUGCAGCGCGGCUGGCUCGCCGAAGACUUGGUCGACUUUCUUGUCAACCAAGAGCAGGUCAAAGAAGUGCUUUGGGACUACGAGACGUACUACCCUCCGGGCACGGACGAAGCGGCCAUGGAAAAAGAGAAGGAGCGACUUCGACAAGAAGCCAUGGCCAAAGAAAAGCUCAAGCAGAAGAAGAGAAAGAAGAAGACCGCCAAGACCGAGUUGUGAGGCACCUGAGAUAUGGUCCAUUCGACGAGAACAAUGAUGAUGAUGAUAUAUGCGUCCCUAUAAGCUCAAUGUUAUCGACUACGACUACACUACACUACUGUAAACCUGUUAACAUCUCGCCACCCCGUCUCAC